UUACCAAACUUUGCUCCUCUCUCUAGCCAUCUACUCCUCGCUCACACGCACAAACCCCGGCCCUAUACAAGAACCAUAUGUCAUAUGCCACUCAUGACCUAAUCACCAAGAUCCAUUUCUCAUCCAACAACAAGAACAGGCACGGCUCUAUCCUCAAUUCAGAAGUGCCACAGAAACCUGCAAUGGCUGCUACUGCUGCUGCCACCGAUCUCUCGCUCCACAUCAGCCCUCCUCCGCCGCCCGACGCCGGGAGCAGUGGUGGCCGUGGCGAAGCGUGCCACGAAACAGCCGACGGGUCGUUCUUCGCCAAGCCGCCGAAGCUGUGUCUUGGACUUGAGACGGCAACGGCGGCACAGCAGGAUGGCCAAUGCGACGUCGUCCAGCAGCAGCGGCUGCACCAACCUAGCCAGAUCCAGAGGUUCAAGAAAAGCUCGUCGUCAGCGGCGUUAUCCGGAGGCACGACGAGAUCUGGGAAUGGCGGCGGUGGUGGGACGAAGAGGAGCUCCAGGGCGCCGAGGAUGAGGUGGACGACGGCUCUUCAUGCCCACUUCGUGCACGCCGUGGAGCUCCUCGGCGGCCAUGAGAGAGCAACACCAAAGUCAGUGUUGGAGCUGAUGAACGUGAAGGAUCUCACACUGGCUCAUGUUAAGAGCCACCUGCAGAUGUAUCGAACAGUGAAGGGGACGACGGCAGACAGAUCAUGUGCUGCAGGCCAUGUCCAGAUGAGAGAUAUGGGCUUUCUGCAGAGGGCUUGUGAAGUGAAUGCCGCCUUUGAAGCGUUUAACCACAGUACUUCCAAUACUAGGAUGAUGGCAUCAUCAGCAAGGUCGUCGCCGGCAGGGAAGCAGGAGUUCGCCUGGUGCCUGCGGGCGCCCUUGGCGCAGCAGCAAAGCGGGUUGCCGCUGCCGCUGCCGCUCCCCUGCCCCUACCUCAUGUCUGCCCACCACAACCGCUACUUGCUCUCACAGGAUCACCAGGGAUGGCGGAGAGGUGCGCAGCAAGACGUUGCUGCCUCGCGCGUCCUACGUCAGGACGACAACACUGCACGGCGUCUGCACGCAGGCCAUGCCGACGCAGCCAUCAGGAGAUCAUCGUGGAGCGCAGGCGUUGCGAGCCGCUGGUCAUCGUCGUCGUCGACGGCCGGCACCGGAAGGAGCAGCGGCAGCAGCAGAGAGCAAGCAUGCUGGAUGAUGAACAAGCAGCAGCAGCAGCAGCAGCAGCAGCAGGCGCCAUCAUCAAGGGUCGCGGCACCGAACCUGGAGAUCAGCCUGGGGCGGCAGGGGUGGCAACAUAGCCUGCAGGAUCAGCAGCAGCGCAGCGGCGAAAGAGCUAACCCUUCUUAAGUGUUUGUGAAGUUAAUAGCUAAUUAUUAAGUCUGUAAUGAUCGUUUAAUCAUCAGUUACUUGCAUAAUUUCGUCGAGGAUGAGAUGUGCAAGCAAUUCAUCGAUCAAUCGACAUUAGCUAGCUAGAGAGAUGUUUGGUACUGCCUUUCUUUUUAUAGGGCUUUGCGCCUUUUGUCC
Molecule: messenger RNA, 1520 nt
Organism: Panicum hallii
Lineage: Eukaryota; Viridiplantae; Streptophyta; Magnoliopsida; Poales; Poaceae
Exons: 6
Coding region: 78-1343 (421 amino acids)
Biological process (GO): regulation of DNA-templated transcription; abaxial cell fate specification
Cellular component (GO): nucleus
Molecular function (GO): transcription cis-regulatory region binding
Source: RefSeq, a predicted model, not a curated record